AUGGAUAGUUAUGGCGGUGGCGGGUACUUUGUAGACGAGAAAGCUGUACGGGUUGAGAAUAUCUUCCUGGAGUUCUUGAAGACUUUUAGAGUGGCCGAGGUGGGAUCUGGGAGGCACGAGCCUUACUAUGAGGCGGAGGUGGAAGCGAUGAGGCCCAACGAGUCCAAUACAAUGUUCAUAGAUUUCUCCCAUGUCAUGCGCUUCAAUGACGUCCUCCAGAAGGCCAUCUCCGAUGAAUUCCAUCGAUUCGAACCUUAUUUGAAGAAUGCUUGCAAGAGAUUUGUCCUGGAGCUCAAGCCCACCUUCAUUACUGAUGAUAAUCCUAACAAAGAUAUCAAUGUUGCCUUCUAUAAUCUUCCGUUGGUUAAGCGAUUGAGGGAGUUGACUACGGUUGAGAUUGGGAAGCUGGUUUCUGUGAGUGGAGUGGUCACUCGCACCAGUGAAGUUCGCCCGGAACUUCUUCAGGGCACUUUCAAGUGUUUGGAAUGCGGAAAUGUUAUUAAGAAUGUCGAACAGCAAUUCAAGUACACUGAGCCUAUUAUCUGCAUGAAUGCAGCAUGCCAAAACAGAACACAAUGGGCAUUGUUAAGGCAAGAUAGCAAAUUUUCCGAUUGGCAGAGGGUUCGAAUGCAGGAGACAUCCCAGGAGAUACCUGCAGGCUCCCUUCCUAGAUCACUUGACGUCAUUCUACGCCAUGAUAUUGUUGAACAAGCCAGGGCAGGUGACACGGUUGUAUUCACUGGUACCGUGGUGGUGAUUCCCGACAUUUUAGCAUUGGCUUCCCCAGGGGAGAGAGCUGAGUGUCGAAGAGAAGCAUCUCAGCGCAAGAAUGCUUCUGCUGGUCAAGAAGGUGUCAAAGGUCUCCGUGCAUUGGGUGUGAGAGACCUUUCCUACCGCCUAGCCUUUAUAGCCAAUUCCAUACAGAUUUGUGAUGGUAGAAAAUAUAAUGAUAUCAGGAAGAGGAGGGAUUCUGAUGAUGAUGAUUUUCAGCAGUUCACGGCAGAAGAGUUGGAUGAUAUCCGACAAAUGAGGAAUACUCCUGACUUCUUCAACAAAAUUGUUGAUAGCAUAGCCCCAACCAUUUUUGGUCACCAAGAUAUCAAACGAGCAAUUCUGCUUAUGCUUUUAGGUGGAGUCCAUAAAUUUACCCAUGAAGGAAUCAAUUUGAGGGGUGAUAUCAAUGUCUGUAUUGUGGGCGACCCCAGCUGUGCAAAGUCUCAGUUCCUCAAGUAUACAUCAGGUCUAGUUCCAAGGUCCGUCUACACAUCAGGGAAAUCUUCAUCCGCAGCUGGGCUAACUGCAACAGUGGCCAAAGAACCGGAAACCGGUGAAUUUUGUAUUGAGGCUGGCGCAUUAAUGCUAGCUGACAAUGGCAUCUGUUGUAUUGAUGAAUUUGACAAGAUGGACAUCAGAGAUCAGGUUGCCAUCCACGAAGCAAUGGAGCAGCAGACUAUAAGCAUAACUAAAGCUGGAAUACAAGCAACAUUGAAUGCUCGAACAUCAAUUUUAGCUGCUGCGAAUCCCACUGGGGGACGCUAUGAUAAGACCAAACCGUUGAAGUACAAUGUGGCUCUCCCUCCCGCCAUACUUUCAAGGUUUGAUCUUGUAUAUGUAAUGAUUGAUGAUCCAGACGAUCAAACGGAUUACCACAUUGCUCAUCAUAUUGUUAGAGUUCAUCAAAAGCAUGAAGAUGCACUUGCUCCUGCAUUUACAACUGCACAAUUGAAGCGAUACAUGUCAUAUGCAAAGACUCUGAAACCAAAGCUGAGCCCAGAAUCUAGGGAAUUAUUGGUGGAAUCUUAUGUUUCUCUUCGCAGAGGUGACACGGCUCCUGGUAGUAGAGUUGCUUAUCGCAUGACAGUGAGGCAACUAGAGGCACUAAUCAGGCUUUCAGAGGCAGUUGCACGGAGUCAUUUAGAUACUGAGGUGCAACCACGCUAUGUACGUCUUGCUGUGAGAUUGCUUAAGACAUCAAUUAUCAGUGUGGAGUCAAGUGAUAUUGAUCUAUCAGAGUUUCAAGACGAGUAUCAGCGUAGUGAUGAUGUCAUGGCUGAUAAUGGAGACAGUGUUUCUAGUCAAGCGAAAAAUUCAACUAGUGCAGCAACUCAGCAAGCUUCUGAGACUGGAGAAAGUUUAGGAGACGCUGGAAGCAGGCAAGGAAAGAAACUUGUAAUCAGUGAUGAAUAUUUUCAGAGGGUUACUCAAGCGCUUAUCAUGCGACUCAGGCAGCAUGAAGAAACUAUAAUUCAUGAAGGAACUGCCUUGGCUGGAAUGAGACAGAGGGAUUUGAUACAAUGGUAUGUAAAUCAGCAGAACGAGAAAAACAAUUAUAGCUCCAUGGAAGAAGCAGCAGCCGAAGUCAAAAAUGUGAAAGCCAUUAUUGAGAGCUUGAUAAGAAGGGAAGGCCAUCUGAUAGUUGUGGAUGAUGGUAGACAAGCAGCAGAGGAGGCUGAAAACGUGAGAUCCUCAUCCAGAGAUGAUAGGAUUUUAGCUGUAGCCCCAAAUUAUGUUGUUGAUUGA
Molecule: messenger RNA, 2520 nt
Organism: Fraxinus pennsylvanica
Lineage: Eukaryota; Viridiplantae; Streptophyta; Magnoliopsida; Lamiales; Oleaceae
Source: the annotation of a GenBank genome assembly